AUGGUCACGCACAAGGACAUAACCAAAGACCAGAAUGAUAAAUUGCUGCACAGGUUGGCCAAAAAAGAGUGCCUGAAGGAGCUGGCGGCACUCAGGGCCUCCAACCCGGACCCCCCCAUGGUGUCCGAGCUGGACCUUCGGCAGGAGGAUGAUGGGGAGGAGUGCGCCCGGCCAGCCUGUGUACGCAGGGUGGACGACCUCCUCGCAGAGGUGGCGAGGCUGAAGAGCAAAGUGGCGGAGCUCCGUGGCGCUGGGGAGGAAGAGGCGGGACCCUCAACCCGCCAGGCGAGGAGGAGGCCGCGUCUCCGUGCAGCGCGUCCGGCUCCUCCACCAUGA
Messenger RNA from Knipowitschia caucasica, 336 nucleotides. The record is from the annotation of a GenBank genome assembly. NCBI's taxonomy places the organism in Eukaryota, Metazoa, Chordata, Actinopteri, Gobiiformes, Gobiidae.